AUGCAGUAUCCAACGAUCUUGCUACUAUCUCUAGCUUCACAGGUCGUAGCAGAUGGAAUAGAUGUCACCAAUAAUUUGUUCUCAGAUCUCGGACCGUUCAGACUUUUGGCAUUGUUCGGUGAUAGCUUUGCCCAACAAUUACUAAGAGAAUCAUUCACAUGGCUUGACCACAUCAUUUUCGCCAUGGCUCCAUUGACAUCUACUGCUAUUACAGGUGCCAUUCGCGUUGGAGGUCCGCCGCAAAUGAAAGCUUUGAUCGGUCGUGCGCGAGAGAAUCGAGUAUCUGCAGAGCUUGAUUUCAUGUCCUCAACUCCACAUGAAGUUUCUGAGCCAUGGAAUGGAUACGGCAUAGUCCGGACCAUAGGAAAAAGCGAGGUUAAACGGAUUCUCUUCCUGGAGGGGUGUGGUCCCCCGAAGAAAUUUGGUCUCUUCACUUUGACUGAUGCUGAAAAGGAAAACCUCGUCACAAAACAAGCAUAUAGUGAUCCACUCAUCGAUACACUAAACGAACUAUGGCGAAAAAAGACAGAAGCUAAGGAAGAGAACAAGUUUAUCAAAAGCCCUGAUAACGACUCACGCAGCAACGUGUCUAGAGGAACCAAUUCCGGCAAGGGCCACUUUAAAAACGACGGCUUGAAUCGAGCUCCGAUUAUCUCUUUGAAUAUACAUCCUAAGCAAAACAGCAUUGAAUUGUUUGUCGCUUCCCUUCUAGGCAUCAUUCUUCAGAUGGGAGUUUUUAUUUUUCCUGCCUUUAUUGCCUACAACAAUUGA
Messenger RNA from Botrytis porri, 771 nucleotides. RefSeq lists its product as uncharacterized. Lineage: Eukaryota; Fungi; Ascomycota; Leotiomycetes; Helotiales; Sclerotiniaceae. Bases 1 to 771 code for a protein of 256 amino acids. The record is from RefSeq and is a predicted model, not a curated record. The transcript is spliced from 3 exons.